AUGACCUCCAGGACCCCUUCGUGGGUAACAGCCUGUGCCUAUGACUCUUACCGCAUUUUAAGACGCCUGCAGCGGGUUGUGGGGAAAAGUAAAGAAGUAGCAUUCCCGCACCCCCACGUUCCAGAAGCACAGAAGAUUGACCAUUCCAGAUACCUGAGUGGGCCUGGGACCUCGGCUGCCCGCGUGCCCCUUCCAGGCAGGCUGCUCGCUAAGAUGAGGGAUCUUCUUCAGUACGUCGCCUGCUUCUUUGCGCUUUUUUCUACUGGCUUCUUGGUUGUGGCCACCUGGACAGACUGUUGGAUGGUAAAUGCCGACGAUUCUCUGGAGGUGAGCACAAAAUGCCGAGGCCUCUGGUGGGAGUGUGUCACAAAUGUUUUUGAUGGAAUUCGGACCUGUGAUGAAUACGAUUCUAUUUUUGCAGAACACCCGUUGAAGUUGGUGGUAACUCGAGCAUUGAUGAUCACUGCAGACAUUCUAGCUGGGUUUGGACUUAUUACUCUGCUCCUGGGUCUUAACUGUGUGAAAUUCCUUCCUGAUGAACCAUCCAUCAAAGUCCGCAUCUGCUAUGUUGCUGGAACUACAUUGCUAAUAGCAGGUGCUCCAGGAAUCAUUGGAUCUGUGUGGUAUGCUGUUGAUGUUUAUGUAGAACGUUCUUCCCUAGUUUUGCAUAAUAUAUUUCUUGGCAUCCAAUAUAAAUUUGGUUGGUCCUGUUGGCUUGGAAUGGCUGGGUCUCUGGGUUGCUUUGUGGCUGGAGCUGUCCUCACAUGCUGCUUAUACCUCUUCAAAGAUGUGGGACCUGAGAGAAACUACCCUUAUUCUAUGAGGAAGGCUUCAACUGCAGCUAUUUCUAUGAGGAAGGCUUCAACUGCUGCUGUUUCUAUGAGGAGGGCUUCAACUGCUGCUGUUUCCAUGGCCAAAUCAUAUAAGACCCCUAGAACAGAGACCGCCAAAAUGUAUGCUGUUGAUACAAGGGUGUAAAGUCUGUGUCCACAGAUCAGUCUGUGUUUGUGUUCUUUAAUUAAUCAUUGUGUUAAGGUUAAUAAAAUAGUCUAUCAAUGUAGGAACUUUAGACUUCAUGCUCAGUUAAAUUAAUGACUCAGUUUAAUCAAAAAUUUUCAUUUUCCUCCUCCAUUCUCUUAUUCUUUCUACUCUCCUUUCUCACACACACACACAUACACACACACACAAUUCCCUUUAUUUAAAGACAACACUAGGGUAUAAUUUUUUUUCUUGUGA
This is a messenger RNA of Talpa occidentalis (Iberian mole), 1236 nucleotides long. RefSeq names its product claudin 16 (gene CLDN16). Gene Ontology annotation, cellular component: plasma membrane; bicellular tight junction. Gene Ontology annotation, biological process: bicellular tight junction assembly; cell adhesion. Lineage: Eukaryota; Metazoa; Chordata; Mammalia; Eulipotyphla; Talpidae. The record is from RefSeq and is a predicted model, not a curated record. Gene Ontology annotation, molecular function: structural molecule activity.